AUGGCGAUGACACCCCGACGUGUGCUUCUACUGCUGUGCACCACGGGAAUGUGUUUGGCUGCAUCCUGCCGUGCAGACGGCGAGGCUUGUGACUCCGAGGACCAAGCACUUCUUCAGCACGAUAGCAACCCCAGGUUCAACAUCCUCCAGGUCUCCCAGACAACAGUGCGAAAGGCCAAACGAUGUGCAAACGAGUACUUUACAAAGCUCGCAUCUGCCAACCUUUCCAGCGAUUACAGGCCGUGGAGAUAUCGUAGGAUGCCGGCAAGCGGACGCAACAUGGUGAUCGGUGCGGGCAUGGGCACCACGGGCACGCACAGUGUGGUGGUCGCUUUGGAAGAGCUCGGACUGAAAGGAUACCAUUUCAAGGAUGCGCGAGCGUCGGCCAACGAGCACGCCAAAGAGCAUGGGCUACCGGACUACGUCGUCCCGAUUGUCGAGCAGCUGAAGCAAAAUACGACUGCGUGCUAUGGUGCCAUCGAGACCUUUGACUUCAGCACACUUCCCGACAACGUCGAGUAUGUGAGUGACACACCCUUCACGGAGCUUUUCCUGGACAUUUACACGCAGUUCCCCACGGCCAAGGUAGUGCUGACAACGAGGCCUAGCCUGGAUUGGGCGAAGAGCCGGAAAAAGCAUGCGAAUUCCCCACCGCCGGUUCUUAGGCCGUGCGGCCUGGCAGGUGUGAAAGAUUACGCAGAAACAGAUCUUGCAGCCAUGUUGGACUCUUACAACGACCUGGUUAGAUGUGUUGUCCCUCCGGGAAACCUGCUGGAGGUCGACUUGUUUCAAAACGGAACCAACCUCACGGAGACGUUGGCCUCCUUCCUGGACAACAGACUAGAAGGACGGGUGGAGCACUCCAGGGCCGUCAACGUGAAGAGGCAUUUCCUUCCCAAUUGCCAACUCGCAAGCCGGAUGCUGUGUGACAGCUUCAUCGUUCCCGAGAAGUGUGAAGGCAACAUCCUGGAUUACAUCAACAAGUAA
Messenger RNA from Symbiodinium sp. CCMP2456, 987 nucleotides. The record is from the annotation of a GenBank genome assembly. NCBI's taxonomy places the organism in Eukaryota, Dinophyceae, Suessiales, Symbiodiniaceae.